AUGAAUAAUAAUUUUAAAAAAAAUGAUGAUAUAUUUAGUGAGAAAAAGGUUUUUGAAAAUAUAAUGCCAAAUGUAAAGAAUAAUUUUAUGUGUAAUAAAGCAACUGAUAAUAUAUCAAAGCAAAAUAUACAAAAUAUUGAAAAUAAUAAUAUAAAAGAAAACGAAUGCGAUAGUUUUACUUCCUUAAAUGAUGAUUUUAAUAAGAAAGAUAGCAAUGAAAAUGAUAAUAUUUUAAAUAAUUUUAGUAUAGAAACUUUAUGCAUAAAUGAAAUUAAAAGUUGUGAAGAAAAUGAUUUAUUUGAUGACAAAAAGUACACUAAUAAAGAUGUAUUAAUAUCAAUCUUAAGAAAAAAUUUAGAAUUAAAAAUAAAAGAUUAUAAUUUGGUUAUGGAUACAUUAAUCAGAACUAAAGAAGAAUGUACUCAAAAAAGUGAUAAUAUCAAAAAACUUCAAUUAAAACAUAAUGAAUUGGAAAGAGAGUAUUUUAAUUUGAAGAAAGAAAAUGAAAAAAUAAAUAAUGAGAAAAAUAUGAAUUUAGGUAAUUUCUCAUUUUAUAAAAAUGAAUAUAAAGAUAUAAAAUAUAAGUUGUUAAGGUUAGAAGAUAAGCAUAAUAGUAUGAUGGAAAAAAAUGAACAACUAAAUAAAGAAAUUACUAAUUUAAAAAAUGAGAAAUGUAAAUUAGAAAUAGAUAAGAAUAAUGAAAUUGAAAAGUUAAAGCAUGAAAAUGAAAAAUUAAAAAACAAAAAUGAUCAAUUGCUAAAUGAGCACUAUAAUUUAUUAGAGAAAUAUUUGCUUAAUGAAAAAAAAAUAUAUAAACUAGAAAGAGAAAAAAAAGAGGAAAUAUCAAAAUUUCAAGAAAUUAUAGAAAAGGGAGAAGUAAUGAAAAGAAAUUCUGUUGAAAAUUUAAAUAAGGUUAAAGAUGUUUUAUCAAAGUCGUUACUAAAAUCAGAAGAAAAUGUAAAGAAGUUAUUAGUUGUAGAGAAAGAAAGAGAUAGUUUAAAAAUUAAGAAUGAAAAUUUCAUAAAAAAAAAUGAAGAAUUAAAUGUUAAAAUUGAUAAUUUAAAAAAUGCGUUAAAAUCACUUGAAAAAAACUUUAGACAAAUUAUUGAAAAAAAUAAUGCUAUGUUUUCUGUUACACAUGAAUUCUUACAUCAGAAUAAUAGCAAAAUAAUUGUACUCAGAAAAAAUAAUGAAAUAAAAGCUAUUUGCGACAGUUAUAAUAUAGAUAAAAAUAUAUUUGAUGAUAUUAAUCAUUUUUCAGUACUAUACAUAUAUGAGGUGAUUCACAGUGAAACACAAGAAGGUUCCAACGAAUCUUCAGAUUAUUAUAAUGAUAAUGAAGAUUAUAUUAAAAUAAAAAAAUCAAAAUAUAAAAGUUUAAAUUAUCAAUUAAAUGAAGCUCAAAUAAAAAUUAUUAAUUUAUCAAGAUCAAACGAAAAUUUUGAAAAGUGUUGUGCAAAAGUUAAAAGCUCAUUAUUAAGUGACGAAUUGAAUAUAUAUAAAAAACAUUACUUCGGAGAUCAUGAAUACUUGUAUAACGAAAAAAAUUAUAUUGAAAAUAUACUACAAGAAAAAAUUGAACAUGUUAAAUUCAUAGAGAAAAAAUUAGAAGAAAAGGAUAUGAUUAUACAUAAAUUUAAGGAAAAUAUUUUUAAGUUAAAAUUAGAGAAAGAAACUUUAAUUAAAGUUAUUUACUCUCUUCCCAAUAUUUCUUCUUUAGCUCACGUUGAAAACAAUAAUAAAAAAUAUUCAUUAGAAAAAAUAGUAGAAAAUAUUGUGAAAGACUAUAUAUGCAAUAUGAAAAAUAGUAAAAUAGAAGAAUUAAAUGAAAAAACACCAUCAAAUAUUAGUAAAAAAUCAAUUUUACAAAAAAGUAAUAAUGAACAAACAAAUGAAGAUAUACCUCCUUUACUUCAUAGUUUAAAUCCUUUUCGUUGUAUACUUGAAAAUUUAGGUAAGGCUAUCUUGAAUAUCGAAUCGAAACAAAUAGAGUACUUUAAAAAAAGUGAUUUAUUAAAUUUCAUUGAUGAUUAUAUGAUAACAAUAGAUAUAUUUAAUAGAAUAUCUGCUUAUAAUAAUUUAUUUAAAGUAGAAAUUUUACUAGAAAAUGAAUUUAGUUACAUUUUAGAGAAAUUAAAUAGUAAUGAGGAAAAUAAAACAGAAAUAAUAAUUAAAGAAUUAGAAAGGAAUAAGAAGAAUUACAGUGAUGAGGAUCUAUUUCAUUAUAUAGAAGAUAAAAAGAUAUUAGAUAAAUAUAAACAAUUCUAUCACGAUCAUUUUGUUAACAUAAAUAAUAUAUUUAAUACAAUUAUAAGCUUUAAUUUAUAUAACAUUGAGAAUAAAUAUAAAAUUAUUUAUGAGAGGUAUUUUAAUUUAUUUAAUUUAAAUUUCAGUAAUGUUGAGAUAUCAUUUGAUUUAUUAUUAAGGAGAUUUAAUAAAAUAUUAAGAUUAUCUAAAUGUUAUGAACAUAUUAUUGUUGAAAAUAAUAAAAAAAUAUCUGAACUAAAUAAAAAUGAAAUGGAAUUAUAUAAGACUCAGAAAAAAUUAGAAUAUGAAAUGGAGUUAAUGAAAAAAGAAAAAGAAAAUUUAGAAAAAGUUAUUACAAAAAAUGAAGAAAAAAUAAAUAAAUUUAAUGAGAAAUAUAUACUUUUACAGAAUGAGUUUCAUGAGUAUAAAAAUAAAUACACAUUCAUUAUUGAAGAAUUUGAGAAUUUAAAGAAAGAAAAAUAUAAUUUGGAACAAGAAAUAUCUCAGAAAGAACAAAGGAAUAUUAAGUUAAAUGAGCAAAAUUGUGAAAUUAUAAAAAAUUACGAAAAGGAAAAGGAUUAUUUGCAAUCGUUAUUACAAGAGACAAAAGAAAGUAAUAAUUAUUUAAAAGAAAAAUUGGAAUCUAUUUUAAAUAAUAAUGAAAAAUUGAAAUAUGAUUAUGAUAUACGUUUAAAUAAUUUAAAUACUAUGUGGUCUGAAGAAAAAGAAAAUAAUAAAAAAAAUGUUUUUAAUAUAAAUAAUUUAAAAAUUGAAAACAAUAAUUUAUUAUUAAAAAUCAAAGAAUUAGAAAAUACAAACAAUAUAAUAAAAGGUGAAUUAAAUGAAAGAAUUAAACAAAUCAAUGUAUUCAGAAGUAAUUGUUCUUUUACAAUGAAGAAUAUGAAAAAUAUUUCGAAAUGUUUUAACCCUUAUUCUAGUAAUAAUUAUGCAUUGAAUGAAAAUGACACAGAAAAGAAUAUAGAAUAUGAGAUAAGAGAAAGAAAAUUACAAGAAAAUAUAGCAGAUUUAGAAAGGGAAAAUUUAAAAUUAAAAGGAGAAAAGGAAAUAUUAAUAACUUCUGUUGAUACUUGGAAAUGCUUUAGUGUAGAUAGUAAAGAAGAAAUUAGUAGAUUAAAAAAGAUAUGUAAUGAACAACUUGAAAAACAUAAAGAAUUUUUGCUAAUAAAUCAAUCUAAUGAAGAAAAAUUAAAAUAUAUAAACAAUUUGUUAACAACAGAAAAAGAUAAAUAUGAAAAAGAUUUAAAUGAAACUAAGUCUUCCUUAAAUAUGAAAAUAGAAAAGCUAAAUGAUAAUUUAAAAGAAAAAAUCCAUGAAAUAAAAGUUCUACAAUAUGAUAAAGAAACAUUAUUAAAUAAAAUUAGAAAUUUUGAGAAGGAAAAAAAUGAUGAAGAUUCCUUAAGAAAAAAAGAAGAAGAAUAUAUAAGUUUAUUAAAAAAUGAUAAGACAAAUCUUCAGAAAGAAUUAAAUGAUGUAUUAGAAAAAUAUAAUGAUGAAUUAGAUAAAAAUAAAAAAUUGUCUAAUGAACUAGAUAUACUCAUUAGUAAACACAAUGAAGAAAUGCGAUUAAUAAAUGAGAAAUUAAGUAACGUAAAAAAGGAUAAUGCAUACUUAAAUGAUAUAUUUCAAAAACAAAUAAAUUUUAGCGAUAAUGAUUUAUUAAAAAAUAGACUAGAUCAAUUAGUUCAUUUAAAUAAAGAUUUAGAAUCAGAGUUACAAGAGAAUGAAGCUUUAAAUGAAAAAAUAAAAUGUGAGAACAUAGAAUUAAAGGAAAAAUUAAAAAUAGAAAAAGAAAAAUUUAUACAACAACAAAAAUAUAUUAUAGAAUUGCAAACUAGUAUAACUGAUAAAAACAUGGUUGGCAAAAAUGAUGAAUUUAUAAAUAGCUUGAAAGCUAAUUUUGAAAGUUCAAGAUUAGAAUUGCAAAAAUUACUUAAUAAAUUUGAAAAAGCGAAUUUAAAUGAAGAAAAAUAUAUAAUGAAAAUACAAAUUAUGGAAUCUAAAUUAGCAAAAAAUGAAAAUGAAAAAAAAAAAAUUACUGAGCAAUUGGAAGAUAAUAAUAAGAAUAAUUUAAUUAACUUUAAUAAAUUGAAGACUAAUUUAGAUAUACUUACUGAAGAAAAUAGAAUAUUACUGUUAAAUAAAGAAGAAUAUGAAAGGCAAAUCGAAGAAUUGAAGAGAGAUAAUCAAUUUUUUAAUUCUACAAAAAAUAACGACUUAAACAUAAUUGAAAAAGAAAAAUUACAGGAACAAGUCUCAGAAUAUUUAGAUAAAUUAAAUGAAAAAGAUAAAGAAAUAAUUAAUUUAAAUUUCCAAAUAAAAAAAUUAACUAAUGAAAAUUUAGACAUGAAAAAUAAAAUAAAUUUAGGUAAUGAAAAUAAUGAUAGCAAUAAUGAUAUGGAGAAUAGAAGAAAUAACGAAAAUAUUUCAUUAGAAAUAUAUAAAUAUAUUAAUGAAAAUAUUGACUUAACUGCAGAGUUGGAAAAUAAAAAUGAACUUAUAGAUAAAUGUAAAGAAGAAAUAAAACAAAAAAAUGAUGAAAUAAAUAAAUUGAAUGAUCAACUAUUGAAAUUAUCCAAAAGCUGCAACAGAUUAAAUGAAUCUAUAAUUAUUAUGGAAAAACAUAAAGUGAAUAUGAAUAAUCACAUAAAAGAAAAAGAUGAAAUUAUUGAGCAAUUAAAAAAUAAUUAUAAUAAUAAACUAGAUGAUUUACUGAAUGAUUAUUCUUAUAAAACAAAUACAUUUCCUAUGAUUGAAAAAGCUAUAGAAUAUUCCUCUGAUGAUAUUUUAAAAAUGUACAAAAAUAUACCAACUUUUGACAAUGUUGAAAUAAAUGCAAAAGAAACAGUUAAUAAUUUAUAUUCAUUAUCUUUAGAUAAAGACAAAGAUGACAUUAUAAUCAUUAAGUGUAAUAUAUUAAAACUAUUUAAAUUAGGUUCAUGCUAUUUAUAUAUUAUAAAUAGAAAUUUAAAAGAAAUUAAAAAUUUUAAAAAUCAAGUAUGUUGCUUAGAACAAAGUAUAGAAAGUUUAAAUCAACUUAUUGAUAAUUUAAAAGAUGAAAAUAAUAAAAAUGAACAAAUUAAAGUAAAUAAUUUAGAAGAGAUACUAAAAUUAAAAAACAGUUUGAGAAAUAAUGAAAAUUCUAUAAAGAAUUUAAAAGAUGACUUAAAAAAAAAUGAAGAAAUUAAUGAGAUAAACUUAAAGAACAUUUAUAAAUAUAAAAAUUUCAUAAACCAUUUAGUGAAACAAAGUACUAUAUUUUGUAAAAUAUUUAAAAAUAUUAAUGCAAAAAAGAAAAUCGAUCCAUCUAUUUUAAAUCAGUUAAACAAUAUGCAAAAAUCGUUUAAUUUUUAUAUAUAUGAUUCUUCCAUUGAAGAACUAAAAAAAAAAAAUAAUUUAAAUAUUAAUAAUGAAUUAUCAGAGGAGGAUUUGCAUAAUGUCAAAUUAUUUGCAGAAAAUUUUAAUUUAAAAAUUGAAAAAGGAGAAACUGAUUUCUUUAAUAAAAAUGAAACAAAUGAUGAUGAAGGCAUUUCUUCUUUUCGUAAUGAUAUAUUUAAAAUAGAUUAUGAGUCUUUUAGUAGAGUUUCAAAUAAUGAAGAAAAUAAUGUACAAAAAAAAAAAUAUGUAACCAAUGAAAAUGAAUUUAUUCAAAUUUUAUUAAAUGAAGACGAAUAUAUGCAUGAUAAAGAACAAAAUGAUUUUAAUCAAAUAGAUAUUCAAUUAUGUAAAGGUGAAAAUAAAGAGAAUGAAGAGUUAAAUUCAUAUGAAAUUUAUAAAAAAAAUGAUUUUUCACCUAAUCAAGAAAAUAAUAUUUCUAAUGAAAAAAAUGAUUUAAAUGAAGGACCUAAUGUUUUUAUUAACGAAAAUAAAGUAAAUACAGAAAAUAAUAUCUUCGAUGUAGAUAAUAAUACAUAUACUAAGGGAGAUAAAAUGUUAGAUGAGGAAAAUAACUCAUAUAACAAAAAAAAAAAAGAUAUGAAUAUAGAAGAUAAAAAAAUAGAUCAAAAAUAUAAUUUAGAAAAAAAUUUAAAUGAUAAUAAUGAAGGAUUGAAGGAUUAUUUUAUACAAAAUCAGUUAGAAUGUAAAACAAACAAUGAGACCUUGCAGCGUUAUGAAGAAAAUAUAUUAGAAAAUUUUUAUAAGAAUGAUGAAUUAAUUCAAAAGAAAUCAAAAGAUAACGAUAAAGAUAUAUUAAAUGUUGAUGUUAAUAUAGUAAAUAGUAGUAUUCAUUUAGCAAAUGACAAUAAUAAUGUAAUGAGCAACGAAACUAAUUUAAGAAUAAAUAACGAUGAUAAUAUAAUAGAUAAUGGGGAACAUAUAGUGAAUAACAAUGAUAAUUUAAUAGAUAAAAACAAUGAAAUAAUAAGUAUAAAUAAUAAUUUAUGUGAAGAAUCUAAUUAUUAUAACAUAAAAGAAAGUAAUGAACAUCAAAAGAAAGGAAUGCUAAAUGGGGACAAUGAUAAGAAAAUAGAUAAUAAAUAUUUGAAUGAAAAUGUUACUUCAACUUCUCAUGAAAAAAAAAAUAGUUAUAAUGUUAUAAAUACUAAUGAAAAGCAUAUCAAUGAUUCUGAAUAUAAUCACAAUUCAAAAGAAAAUGAAAAAAAUAAUAAUAUUAUUUUAGAAAAUUUUAAUAAAGGAAAAUAUGCAAGUGAUGUUGAAAAUUUUGAAGGUACUAACACAAUAGAGAAUUCAUACAACCAAAACGAAAAUGAAAAAAAUAGUAAGAAAAAUAAAAUUGAAAUUUAUGAAAAUUUCAAUGAUACAUAUAUUAUGCAAAAUAAUAGCAAUACUAACAACAAUUCAUAUAGCUCUCAUGUGUCUGAAUAUAAUUAUGAUACAUAUAAAAAAGUUUAUGAAGAAAAUAAUAGAAUAGAAAAAAAAAGAAAAUAUUAUUCUGACUCGGAAAUAGUAAAAUUAGAUUUUUAUUCACCAACAGUCGGCCUGUCAAAAAAAAUAAAAAAAAUUCAUAAUAUUUAUACUGAUAACGAAGAAAGUGAAAAUGAAUUUAAAAAUAAAAACAAAGAAAAUAAUGAAAAUGAAGAUCAUAACAAAGAAAAAAAUCAAGGAAAUAAUAAUAAUUUUAAGAGUUUAAACUAUGAUAAAGACGUUAUGACUUAUGAAGAACAAACAGUUCUAAAUAAUAUAAAAGGAAGUAAUAAUUAUAGCAAUUAUUAUGAAGAAAGAACUAACAAAGACAUUAAUGAAAAUGAAGAAAAAAUGGAAAAUUAUGAAGUAUGUGAAAGUGAAAAUAAUGAAAAUGAAAGUAAUAAAAGUUGUUAUAUUAUUUCAUCUGAUGAAGAAUGUGAAAAAAAUGAUUAUUCUAAAACAUCAGAAGACGAAGAAGGUGAAGAAGAAGUUGAAGAAGAUGAUGAUGAAGUAAAUGAAAGAACACAAGAAGAUUAUGAAGAAGAUAAUACAAAAGAAAUAGAAAUUGAAAAAGAAGAUGAAAAUGAGGAAGAUAAUGAAGAAGAAAUGGAAGAAUAUGGAGAUAAUUCUAAAGAAGCAGAAGCUGAUGAUGAAGAAGAUGAAGAAGAAGAGGAAGAAGAAAACGGAGAUGGAGAAAACGAAGAAGAUAUUGAAGAAGAGGAAUAUGAAGAAGAUAAUACUAAGGAAGUAGGAGAAAACGAGGUAGAAGAAGAAAAUGAAGAUGAAGAAUAUGAAGAUGAGGAAAAUAGUAAAGAAUUAGAUGAAGAAAAAGAAAGUGAUGAAAAUGAAGAUGAUGAAUAUGAGAUUAAAGAAAAUGAUUACGAAGAACAAGAAGAGAAUAUAAUUUACAAUAAUCAAAAGAUGUCUAACUUAGAUAAUACACAAAACAUUUUUAAUAUAAAUAGUAAUGAUGCUGUAGAUAUAGACAAUAAAUAUAACGUAAAUGUAAAUAAUGAUCUUCCUGGUUAUGGAAAUUCUAAUAAAAAAAAUAAUAUUAUUAAUGAUUUUAACUUUUUCAUACCCUCAAAUAAAAAUAUUGCAAAUGAAAACAAAUCAUUUAAUGCUAAAGGAGAAAAUUCAGAUGCUAUUAGUAUCGUGUCAUCAAAUGAAGAGAAUGAAAUAUUUUAUGAAAAUGAAAAAGGGAAUAUAGAAGACACUAUUGAAAAAAAUAAUUUGAGCAAUCAAGAAAAUUUUAAUAACAAAGAAAAUCCAAGUGAAUUGAAUUUUGAAGAAUAA
Plasmodium relictum is the source of this 8427-nucleotide messenger RNA. RefSeq names its product conserved Plasmodium protein, unknown function. The transcript has a single exon. The record is from RefSeq and is a predicted model, not a curated record. Bases 1 to 8427 code for a protein of 2808 amino acids. Lineage: Eukaryota; Apicomplexa; Aconoidasida; Haemosporida; Plasmodiidae.